This is a messenger RNA of Mycotypha africana, 581 nucleotides long. RefSeq names its product HotDog domain-containing protein. Gene Ontology annotation, molecular function: fatty acyl-CoA hydrolase activity. NCBI's taxonomy places the organism in Eukaryota, Fungi, Mucoromycota, Mucoromycetes, Mucorales, Mycotyphaceae. The transcript has 2 exons. The record is from RefSeq and is a predicted model, not a curated record. The coding region runs from base 75 to 551 and encodes 158 amino acids.
CGCAUAUUAUUCACAAGAAUAAACGACUAUUUGAACUGCUUUGAAAAAAUUCUAAUAGAAACCGAAAAUACAGAAUGAAAAUAGAGAAAGCAGUUGCUCAAAGAUACCCCCAGAUUCUACAAUUAGUAGAACAAUUUAAUAUGAGAGAAGGCCAAGGAGCCGUUUUUUGGGAAGAUAACGUUAUUGAAGAACUCCACAUUGUCGGUGCAGAGCCUGAUAAGCUGAUUUGGGAGUUUAAAGUCAAGGAAGUGCAUUGUAAUAGACUAGGAAACCUUCAUGGUGGUUGUGCUGCUACCCUCAUUGAUAUAUGUAGUAGCUUUGCUGUACUGACUAAUAGUGGUAAAGCACGUUGGAAUUUGAUUGGUGUCUCCACUGACUUAUCUGUCUCAUAUCUCAAAGGCGUUCCAGCAGAAACUAUGAUUCGACUUGAAUGUGAAGUUCAAAGAGUCGGGAAAACGUUAGCUAACAUAUUCACCAAAGUUUAUAACGAUCAGGGCCAAGUUUGCUACACAGGCUCCCAUACCAAAUUUAACAUUGAUCCGAAGUUGUAAAUUUUGAUGAUAAUAAAUGGAAGUUUAUAC